AUGGAUGUGGAUCUAGGGGAUGUAUUAGACUUGGAGAAACAAUUUUACGAUAUCGGAUACCGUGACGGAUUCGAACAUGGAAGGGUGCACGGUUUGAUCGAAGGCCGAAGUUUGGGAAAAGAAAAGGGCUUUGAGAUGUGGGAGGAGGUGGGCUUUUACAUGGGGUUUGCGACAAUCUGGAAAGCAGUUUUGGAUUCUCAAACAGAAAAAAGUUCUGCAGCCCUCUCGCAUCUAGCCCACCUGCUAGAAUUGGCCGAAUCGUUUCCAACAGCAAACAGAUCGACUCCUAUCCAAG
This is a messenger RNA of Acaulospora colombiana, 295 nucleotides long. Lineage: Eukaryota; Fungi; Glomeromycota; Glomeromycetes; Diversisporales; Acaulosporaceae. The record is from the annotation of a GenBank genome assembly.